AUGGCUGAUCCAGUAAAGUCAUACUUCGAUCAAAUUGGUAGUGAUGAUUCAGAUAGUGACGAUGAUGCCUAUGUUCCUGAAAAGAAAGAAAAAAAGCAUAAUAAGUCCGAAUCUUCAGAAAAAGAAGAGAAACCAACUGCAGUUCCAGAAAAAACUCAAACAACCGAAUCUACAGAACCAAAACAGGAAGAAAUAAAACCAACAGAAGCUAAAAAUGAAGAAAACAAUUCCGAAAAUAAAAUUUCUCCUGCAGAGAACAAAGAGGUACCAAAACCUGCCGAAGUUGCACAACAAACAGAAAACCACCCCGUAAAUCAACCAAACUCAACACUAGAAUUAGUUCCUUCUUUGGAUAACGAUUAUUAUCAACCUAUUAGAGUUCUAACUUCAGAAGAAAAAGAACAAUCGAACAAACUCGUUAAUGAUUACUUUGCUAAGCUUUUGGGAGAUGAAUCAGAUGAUGAAGAGGAAGAUGCUGACGAUGCGGAAUAUACUAAGAUCAAAUACAAUAAAAAGUCGAAUAAGAAAGAAAAUGAGAAAGCGAAAGAACAAGAAAAACCAGCAGAAGAAAGUGAUACAGAGCCACUCAGUUCCGCUCACAUUAUUUCUCCAUUAGAAAUGCUUGUUGAGGAACUUGGUCAACAUGAAAACAUUGAGGCAGCUUUGGCUUCAAAUCCUUCAGAAAAUCAGCUUGCAAAAAUAACAAAUUGCGCUACACGUUUGCUUUUCCUCGGUUUUGCUGAUGUCUACGAAAAAUCUACUGCUGAAAUGAAAUCAAUCCUCAACGAUUUGAAAUCAAAAUUGAAUUAA
Molecule: messenger RNA, 810 nt
Organism: Trichomonas vaginalis G3
Lineage: Eukaryota; Parabasalia; Trichomonadida; Trichomonadidae
Exons: 1
Coding region: 1-810 (269 amino acids)
Source: RefSeq, a predicted model, not a curated record